Molecule: messenger RNA, 1536 nt
Organism: Naegleria lovaniensis
Lineage: Eukaryota; Heterolobosea; Eutetramitea; Acrasida; Naegleriidae
Exons: 1
Coding region: 1-1536 (511 amino acids)
Biological process (GO): protein folding in endoplasmic reticulum
Cellular component (GO): endoplasmic reticulum
Molecular function (GO): protein-folding chaperone binding; misfolded protein binding
Source: RefSeq, a predicted model, not a curated record
AUGGCUCAACCAAAAAGUAAAUCAGCAGAAGAAUGGAUAGAACUAGGUGAUACAGAUUUUAGGAAUCGAGAAUAUCAACAGGCAAUUUCCAAAUAUACAAAUGCUCUGGAGGUGGAUAGAGAAAACAAGAGAGCACUUUUAAAGAGGGCUGAAACUUACCAGUUAAUGAAAAAGUUUAUCUUUGCUCUUUCCGAUGUUGAUGCUUUGAUUCGUAUUCAACCUGAUCAUACCCAAGCAUUGUCCAUGAAAGGACAAUUGGCUUUAUCACUUGGUUUAUUUGAUGAUGCAAUUUCUGCACUGGAAUCUCUUAUUUCGUUGAAACCAAGCAAUGAAUCAACAGAAAAGUUGAGAAAGGCAAAACUCGGAAAAUCAUUGUAUCAGGGACUUAUCAAAAAUACUGACGGUGACACUAUUGACGCAAAGCUGGGGCUUGACAAUGACAAUAGUGGACCAGUCGCAAAAGCUUGCAUUCAAACAAUUACAAAAUUAAUUUCCGAGGAAGUAGGAGCCAGAGAAAGCUUAAAUUUAUUGAUUCAACGUGCUCAUUGUGCAUUGCGAGCAAAAUUAUUCCCUAUUUUAACUCAAGAUAUUAAGACUAUUUAUGCGAAGGAAAGCUCAAAUGUAGAGGCUACCAUUCUUUACACCAAAUAUUUAUACCUGUUAGGAGACAUCUCCAAUGCUAAAAACACAAUCAAAAAUAAGUGUCUACGAGUAGAUCCUGAACACAAAGCAUGUAAAGAGUUGUUCAAGCUUCUCAAACAAGCAGAAAGCCUUCAUGAAAAAGCAACUUCCGAUUUUGCAAGCGGACAUCAUUUACAAGCUGUGAAGAGCUUUAAGGCAUAUAUUGAUCUUAUGGAAGACAAGGACUCCAAGAACAUUUUACCUGGUGUCGAUUUAACUGAUACAAAAGCCAAAUUGUGUGAAUCAUACAGUGAAGCACAGGAUCAUACCAUCGCUGAUGACGGUAUUAAAUAUUGUACCACUCUUAUCGACUCUCUUGGUGACGAAAACUCAGAAUAUAAGAUGGCGUGCCUCAUUUCAAGAGCACAACUCCAUGUCUUGCAGGAAGACUUCGACAAGGCAAAGAGUGACGCAAACCGAGUCAGAGAAUCUGAACAUGCUAACAAACAUCAGCAAAAGAUCCAACAAAUUUUAGGUAGAGUUCAACAACAAGAGCGAAUUAAUUCCCAAAAAGAUUACUACAAGGCUCUUGGAUUUGAUAGAAAGAAGAAGAAUGAAGUGUCCCAAGACGACAUUCGUAAAUCAUACAGAAAGCUUGUCAAAUUAUAUCAUCCUGACAAGCACAAAACACCACAAGAAAAGGAAAAGGCUGCUAAAAAGUAUAAAGAAGUUACAGAGGCCUAUGAAGUUCUGAGCGAUGAAACCAAGCGUAGACAAUACGAUGCAGGUGAAUUUGACACUCAACAUGGUCACGGUGAUCAAGGCGGUGGAUUCCAUCAUGGUCACCCAUUCAGUUCCUUCUUCCAAGAAGGUGGAUUCCCAGGUGGUGGUGGCUUUAGAUUCCAUUUUGGAUAG